AUGUCGAAUUGCAGAUUUCUCUACCAUAACGGUGUCGUUUUGGAGGCUCCCCCCGUCACUACCUUCCUUGAAUCGCACACGGGUGCGUAUACAACGACGAGAACGAUUAACAAUGGAACUAGUUUCUUGUUCUGGGAGAGACAUAUGAAGAGACUCUCUAACUCAAUUCGUAUCCUUUUGAAUUCAAAGCCCGAUCUUUUGUUCAGUUCUUCUGGGUCCUCCUCCUCAUCACCGCGGUUUUGGAUGAAUCAUCAUCAUCAUCAACCAGUUCCCUAUUCGAGUAUUUACGAUCUAGUCAAUGGUUCGAUGAGCGAGGCCCUGAAGUCUGUUGUGAUCAAGGAAAGUGGAAGAAGUAGUUAUGGAGAAGAAUUAGCGGUUACUGUUCUUGUCACUGGUAAUGUGGAGAAAUUGAAUAGGUUAGAAGAUGAUGAUGGGAACAAUUGUGAUGAUGAGGAGAGAAAGGUUCUUGAUUCACUCCAUGUUUCGUUGCAUAUUGGUGCAUACUCUUCAGGUGUUGGAGAAAACGCGGCGAGUUUGGCUUUGGUUGGUCGUGGUCGAGAUGUUGCUGCUGCUAAAUACUCAGACUGGGUUAGGCUGAGGAAGCCUCUGGAGAAGUUUAGACCUCUUUCGACUACUGAACUUCUUUUGUCAAACGAUGGUGAUCAUUUGCUUGAGGGCUGCGUCACCAACUUCUUCGUUGUUUGCCGCAGGGUGAAGAAGUCAUCUGAGAAUCUCUACGGCGGGAGUUUGAGCGAGUUUGAAGUGCAGACCGCACCUAUAACUGAUGGUGUGCUUCCAGGAGUUAUAAGAGACCUUGUCAUCGAAGUGUGUUUAAGCAAGGGGAUUCCAUACCGCGAGAGAGCACCCUCGUGGUCUGACCGUGAGCUUUGGGAAGAAGCCUUCAUUACAAGUAGUCUGAGGAUUUUGCAGCAUGUAGGAACGAUUAAAGUACCAGUUGGUUCAUUGGAAGCAUUGGCUUGUAACAAACCUGAGGAGAUUCAGUGGAAGGAGAAAAAGUUUAAAGAAGGACCUGGGAUGAUCACUGAAGUAAUCCAGAAAGCGAUAAUGGAGAGAGGUAUUGAAGAAGGGUUCCCGUUGAAGGCCUUUUAGUGCUCUCCACAUGAUCUUGCCAAAAAUGUUGCCAAAUCAUAACUUAUUAUUCACAGCGCUCUCGUCGACCCUUUUAAUAUCUGUAGUUUGAUAUACUACAAGUUUAUUGUCAUAACCACAAGUAAAGACAAAUUUCCAGAUCGAUCACUAUUGACGCUAACUUAAAGAUGGAAAACUGAACUAAACCUCUUUUGUUGUUGUUUUAUAAUUGGAUGAUGCUUGCA
This is a messenger RNA of Camelina sativa (false flax), 1334 nucleotides long. The record is from RefSeq and is a predicted model, not a curated record. Lineage: Eukaryota; Viridiplantae; Streptophyta; Magnoliopsida; Brassicales; Brassicaceae.